UUAAAAGGGUCAGCACCAGGUCAGAAGAUUAUAAGCAAGGUGUAAAAAUUUUGUGUCAGGAUGGAGAAGUUGACGUUACAGAAGCGAAACAUAUUAUAAUCAAUGCACCUAGUGCAAAAUCUGGAGAUAGCUUUUGUUCGAUUCAAAUGGUGGGGACUGAACUACCACAAACGGAGACACGUCAAUGCAAAUUGGUGAAACAAAUAAUUUCUCAGGAAAGAUUUAAAGAUGAGUAUGAAAAAGCAACAAGUCCAGGGGACACAUUCAUUCUUUACACAUCAGCAUCCUCCAAAAAACUUGAACUUCAUCAGCCAAUGUCUGCAAUUGUUAGUAAAGACAACUGUGAAGAAUAUUUCGGACCUUUUGCUGGGAGAUGUUAUAAUUAUGCUAUGGAACAACCAAAUCUUAAUGAAGCGACUUACACUCAGCUGACUGGAAUAAAUUGUGUUGGAGAAGCACGUGCUAGAAUUAUCAUAGAAGAACGAAACAAACGCAAAUUUUCUGGUAUAGACGAUUGUGAAAGAAGAACAAAAAUUCCGCGCAUAUAUCUUGAACCCUUUUUUUAG
Molecule: messenger RNA, 566 nt
Organism: Acaulospora morrowiae
Lineage: Eukaryota; Fungi; Glomeromycota; Glomeromycetes; Diversisporales; Acaulosporaceae
Source: the annotation of a GenBank genome assembly